Messenger RNA from Misgurnus anguillicaudatus (oriental weatherfish), 1521 nucleotides. NCBI's taxonomy places the organism in Eukaryota, Metazoa, Chordata, Actinopteri, Cypriniformes, Cobitidae. The record is from RefSeq and is a predicted model, not a curated record.
AUGAAGCCUUUCAUGCAGGGCUGUAAGGAGAAGGACGUCUUCAAGUCUCAUCAACCAGCAACCAGUUUGGACAAUAAGAUAGAGAAGAAGAAUAAGAAUUUGGGACUGCAUUCAUUGCCAGGGGUUUCAUACAAACAGCCAAGUGUCUUGGCAGGUCGGACAGAUGUUGUUUCUGUGACACCAUGGUUGGCUCCAAUCAUUUGGGAAGGAACGUUUGAUCCUACAUUGAUCGACUUCAUCUACAAACAACAAAACAUCACCAUUGCAACAACUGUCUUUGCUUUGGGAAAAUACACACGUUUUCUCAAAGACUUUCUGGAGUCAGCCGAGCAAUAUUAUUUUGUUGGAUUUCGAGUGCAUUAUUAUUUAUUUACUGAUCAACCAGAAGCGGUUCCUGAUGUAAAACUGAGUAAUGAACAUCAGCUGAUGGUGCGAAAGGUCCCGAGUAUGGAUAGGUGGCAGGACAUCAGUAUGGGCAGGAUGAAAAUUUUGGAAAAACUAACUAAGAGUGAACUGGACAAUGAUAUCGAUUAUAUUUUCUGCCUUGAUGUGGAUACAAAGUUUUAUGGCCGCUGGGGUCCGGAGACUUUAGGUCGGCUUGUAGGUGUGAUUCAUCCUUGGUUCUAUGAUUAUCCACGGGAUCAAUUCACAUAUGAACGUAGACCAGAGUCACAAGCGUUUAUUCCGGUUGAAGAAGGUGAUUAUUAUUACACUGCUGCUGCGUUUGGUGGUACAGUACAGGAAGUUUAUAAGUUAACCAAAACCUGUCGUGAGCAGCAGAGUAUUGAUGCUGCUAAGUCUAUUGAGGCAAUAUGGCAGGAGGAGUCCCAUGUGAACAAAUAUUUUCUUUACAAUAAACCCAGCAAGCUGCUCUCACCCGAGUAUCUGUGGCGGGAUAUUAAUGCUAGGACAGAACAUGUGAAAAUGAUUCGCUUCUCUCAUGUGGCUAAAAACAAUGCUGAGGUUCGCCCAAACUUAUAGCAACUGUUGCAAAUGUCAAUAUCCAUCUGCAUUGACAUGCAGUUGCAUUUACAUUAUGCCAGCGAAAGGUCAUUUUACUUGAAAUUAACUUUUUUUACUUGGAAUUAAUUGAAAAUGAAAUUAACGUUAAAACAUAUUUUUGCUUUAAUAUUUGUAUUUUGUGGUAACAUUGUUAUUAAAUAAGGUACUCUUUUUUAAAAAGGCACUUUAUUGCUUUUUUAUAAAAGCAAUAAGGUGUUGUAUACUCCACUUUGGGUCUUACCGCCCUUCAGCCAUGACUAUUGCUUACAGAACAUAAAGCAUUUAGGAUUUAAAAACUUUAAACCCCUAAUGGCAUUAAUGGACCUUCUUUUUUAUAAUGGUUGAAAGAGAAGUACUUAGAUAGAUAGAUUUUUAGUCGAGUUAAAGUUGUUACUUGAUAAAUGUAUACUAAAUUAAUAAAAUAUUUUUACAUGUGAUUUGUAUAAUUGGAGAGGUUUUUUAUAUGGUGACUAGUUAAAGUUUUGAUUUGUGAAUGAUUUAAGAAUGUGACUUGAAGAC